Capsicum annuum is the source of this 315-nucleotide messenger RNA. RefSeq lists its product as uncharacterized. The transcript has a single exon. The coding region runs from base 1 to 315 and encodes 104 amino acids. The record is from RefSeq and is a predicted model, not a curated record. Lineage: Eukaryota; Viridiplantae; Streptophyta; Magnoliopsida; Solanales; Solanaceae.
AUGAACUGGAAGAAAGCAACCGAGUUAAGGUUGGAACAAUUGAAUGAGAUGGAUGAAUUUCAUCUCGGAGCUUAUGAAAGAGCUGACCUGUAUAAAGAGAGGAUGAAGAACUACCAUGAUCGAAGAACAGAGAAGAGAAACUUUCGUUUUGGUGAUUGGGUGUUAUUAUUCAACUCUCGACUUAAGCUCUUUCUGGGUAAAUUGAAAUCAAGAUGGUCGGGACCUUUCAAAGUGAGUCAUGUUUUUCCAUCAGAUGUGGUAGAACUUGAAAUUAAAGAUGGAAGUUUGUUUAAAGUUAACGAGCAAAAGGAUUAA